UUAAUGAAAAAUUAGAAACCGUCGCAACACAAAUUAACGUUUUCCCAGCUAAAAGAGCUCUAAAAGUGUGGGAUUGCAUGUUGGUUGACGUGGCAUCUUGCCAUAAGGAGACAAUAUUGUCUCGGACACCAGACUCAUUGACAGAAGAUUUUUGACAGACAGACAGACAGACAGACAGACAGACAGACAGGGAAAGGUACAAUGGGCCGCUGCAACCCUAUGCACUACAUGGGCCACAUCGCUCUCACAACCCUUGCCCUCUUUCUGGUCGUAUCCUUCAACCUUCAUGACGUCACAAAAUUUGAUAAUGACGUCAUACGACUUGACGUACAGCCGCACGGAACGUCGUCUGCCAUUAAGCAGCGUCAAAUAUGCCGUGGUGAAUUGAGAGAUGAAGAUGGUGACGACGAUGAGGCUGGUGGUAGCUACUGCAGUGGCGAUUAUUACGGUCGGUGGCAAAAUUAUGGCUGCCAAAGAAAGACUUGCUUCGAUAUGAGAACUGUUGAGAAGCGAAAGAAAGCAAUGCCGUCAGUAGCGGUCGAUCCAUCGAAAGUCAUCAAAGUCACAGAAUGUGAAGACAUUCGGACGAUUUUUAGUUUCUUGGAACAUAAAAAUUACAACAACAGCAACAACAACAAAGACAACGACAUCAACAACGACGACGUCAUAAAUAAAUCAAAUAUGUUUAAACUGCCAAAGCAUGAUCUGUUCUGCGAUUGGCUCGUUCCAAUUAAACCAUCGACCAAUCAGGACCAAGAGUUGACACUCAGGGUCAUGAACUUUGACCUUUUUACUUUCCAACAAAUAAGACAGGACAACAACAAUAAUAAUAAUGAUGACAAUAAUAAUUAUAAUAAUAAAAAUAAUAUUAUUAAUAAUAAGAUAUUACUUAACGAUGAAUGCGAAAAUAUUAAGAGUCAAGAAAACAUGUACCAAAUAGUCAAGGAGGAACAGAAUAUAAUAUGUCCGCAUGGCGGGAUGAAAUUCCAAAUUGUAAACAGCUCCAACAAUAUGAAUAACAUUAAUAAUGAUAACAUCAACAGCAACAUCAAUGACAUCACCAGCAACAAAUCUAUUGACAAAAACACUAACAAGAUGGGUUACGAUAAUAAAUUUCUUGAAAACUAUCUCGAAAACCGACACAACAACAACAAUAACAACCACAUAAACCAAAUAAAAAACAUUCAUAACAUCGUCGGUAACAACAGCCACAACUAUAACAACCGCACCUACAACAGCCACAACCACAACAACCGCAGCUACAGCAGCCACAACUACAACAACAACAUCGACGGCAGUAGCGUCAAACAACUAGCAUUCAAAGCAUGCCUAUGUUUGACCGACGAAGCGUUGAAACCGCCAACACAUAUUUCUCCUAACCAUCAAGUCAGAUACGAACAGAAAGACUCAAUGAAGUUAAGUAAAGAAAAGAGUCAAAGUGAUGAUCAUAAUAAUAAUGAUAAAGGCGGAGAUAACUAUAUGAAGGGUGAUGAUAAACUCAAUGAUGAUGAUGGUGAUAAUAGCAACAUCUAUUUGAGAGCCUACGUAGCUUAUAGACAUACGAUUUUUGUUUCAGCCCUAUUGCUACGGAUGAAAAAUCUGUUUCCUGUGGCUGUCAUAUACAUCCUGGCCAUCAUCCUGGCUAUCAUCUACCCACUCAUGUACUACACAUGUAAGGCGAAGAAGAAAGCAGCCAAGCUUCGAAUGGGCGAAUUUGAGAGGAGAAAAAUGAUGAUGGAUAAGAAGAUGAAGAUGGUGGAGCUACUGAACACGAAGUAUCGGCACAUGUUUGUUGGCGACCUACACCUCGUAAACAACAACAGAGACUACUGCUUUUAUAUCGAUGGCAGAAAAGUUGGAAUCUAUAACAACUACUACAAAUGUGACAUCAACAACAACAACAAUAACAACAACAAUAAUAAUAACGAUAACAACAACAACAAUAACAAAUAUAACAUCAGCAACAUUAACAGCAACAUAUACCUCAACAACGCUAUCACUAACAACAAUAGAUGUUGCGCCAUAAAAGCUAUAUCUAUUUAUAAAAAUCAUAACAAUGACGCUGUUGAAAAUUUUAAUUUCGAAAACAUUCCAAUUAUUGUCAUCGAUCAUAAUAACGAUGACGUCACCGAAAUAACGGAAACAUCCUUCAUUUCCCAACUCCAAAUACCAAAUAUCAAUAAUGAAGUAAUCAUAAAAUCUCAAUAA
This is a messenger RNA of Helobdella robusta, 2208 nucleotides long. RefSeq lists its product as hypothetical. The transcript has 10 exons. The record is from RefSeq and is a predicted model, not a curated record. The coding region runs from base 202 to 2208 and encodes 668 amino acids. NCBI's taxonomy places the organism in Eukaryota, Metazoa, Annelida, Clitellata, Rhynchobdellida, Glossiphoniidae.